AAAUAUGUACCACUUCGGAUAAAUAUGUGUGACAAGAAAGUUCUACUUUUCAGUAAGGUAUUCUCCUUGGUGAAGAGAGUUUGAAAAGAUUUUCGUCAAUUUGCGAGCAAAACUUAUUUAGAUAAAAUGGAAGAAAAAAUUCGUGCGGAAUCGCAUAAAGUGAUCGAGAAAGCCUUCAACCGAACGGAGCGGAGGGGCAGCAUAGCUCCAGAUGAGGUGAAAAAAUUAAUCACGGAAAUGCAGCCCGGAUGGGAAAUUAAUGCUUCGGAGUUGGAGCAAGAAAUUGCUAAUGCGGAAAGAUCAGGAACUGGAAAAGUGGAUUGGGGUGGAUUCAACAAGGUCGCUAUGCACUUUUUCAUGAAACAAUCCAAACAAUUGCAGGAUCAGUUCAUCCACAAACACGAAGUUGGAUCAAGCGACUUUGAGGCUCCGCCAAAUAAGCUGGAGUAAACAAAUAAUUUAAGCUUUAACAAAACCUAUUACAUGAAAAAGUUGUCUUUAUUACUGCUACCAGGCAAAUAUGUAACUCAGCUCAACUUAUUUAAAUAUGUAGAAUUAUAGCCUAAAUUGUUAGACUUUUGUGAAGAUUGAGAAAAUAAAUAAAUUGAAUUUUGGUAAGAGCACAGAAAAUUA
This is a messenger RNA of Folsomia candida, 633 nucleotides long. RefSeq lists its product as uncharacterized. The transcript is spliced from 4 exons. Bases 127 to 450 code for a protein of 107 amino acids. Lineage: Eukaryota; Metazoa; Arthropoda; Collembola; Entomobryomorpha; Isotomidae. The record is from RefSeq and is a predicted model, not a curated record.